Molecule: messenger RNA, 1258 nt
Organism: Tribolium castaneum (red flour beetle)
Lineage: Eukaryota; Metazoa; Arthropoda; Insecta; Coleoptera; Tenebrionidae
Gene: Set8
Product: SET domain containing 8
Exons: 6
Coding region: 216-1082 (288 amino acids)
Biological process (GO): regulation of DNA damage response, signal transduction by p53 class mediator; regulation of transcription by RNA polymerase II
Cellular component (GO): polytene chromosome; nucleus
Molecular function (GO): transcription regulator activity; histone H4K20 methyltransferase activity; protein binding
Source: RefSeq, a predicted model, not a curated record
AUUUUAAAGUUGCGACGCUUGGCUUGUGGUGGUUCAAGCCGAUUUAUUAUCGAAUUUUAACCCAAAGAAAGUAGAAAAAUGUAGAAAAAAAGUGCCCCAACGCUUAAUAUUAUUGACCCGCGUCGCGUUUUAUUGUUUUGAGUUCGGUUUUGUUCAAGUUGCGGGCGAUAAAUUGGUUUCUUGAGGGCGCGUUUUGGGACACAUUAUUGUGUAAAAUGGUCAGGGGUCGUCGCGUGAAGGCCGUUUUCGCAUGCACCCGUCCUGACGAUUGCUGCUCUCCACACCCGAAACGUCGCGGUCCCAAAAUCACACUCGAGACUAACACAAUCACCGACUUUUUCAAGGGGCAGGACGGGCGUGAUGACAUCGUGCUGUUGCAAGUUGAUGACAUUGAUGAUGUUCCUAAGACGCCGGUGAUCAAAAAUAUGACGUGCAAGGAAGGACCACCGACUCCACAUCGAAUCGAACUGUGCCCUGACGAAGCCAAAAUUGAGACGAAACCCAAAGCCAAAAAACGGUUGAACUGUCAGCUGUCAACCGACCCCAAGGACAACAACCACAAGGUCACCGACUACUUUCCGGUGCGCCGUUCGGUUCGCAAAACGAAAAAGACGGUCAUGGAAGAAAAACAAAGAACUUUAGAGGAGUUGUUACGAAACGGCGUUGAAGAAGGUCUCGAGGUCAGGAUUUUCUCGGACAAAGGUCGCGGUGUGGUCACUUCGCGCCCUUUCACCAAAGGCGAUUUCGUAGUUGAAUACAGUGGCGACCUCAUCGACAUUAACGAAGCGAAAAGACGCGAAUUGAAAUACGCCCAAGAUUUAAAUACUGGGUGUUACAUGUAUUAUUUUAAACAUAACAAUCAACAGUAUUGUGUGGAUGCGACCGCCGAAAGUGGUAAGUUGGGGAGAUUGGUGAACCAUUCGCGGAACGGUAAUCUCAUCACCAGGACCGUAGCGGUGGAUAAUAAGCCCCGGCUUGUACUUAUUGCAAAGGAUGAUAUCAAGGCCGGCGAUGAGAUUACUUACGAUUACGGUGACAGAUCGAAAGAAUCGCUAAAGCAUCAUCCGUGGUUAGCCUAUUAAUUUAUUUGUUUUUUUAUUUAUUAUUUUUUCCUUUUUUUGUAAUUGUCGGAAACGUGUAGAAAGGCACAGUUUGUUUUAAAGUGGUCACUGCCUUUUUUAUCUUAUUUUUUUGUGAAUGUACUUGGAUAGAAGCAACGGUUGACUAAAGAUUAGAUAAUAAAAGAUUUGUUUUGUGA